AUGCAAGAUUGCCCCUCGCAACCGAGCAAAUAUCGUCGUGUCGUCUCAGAGCGUGCAGAUUCAGAUUCAUUCGGCGAUGUUCACUCUUGGACCGAGAAUAGGACCGCAUCUGCGCCUACGUCCGCGCCUACAUCCGCACCAACGUCUGCAGUCGCCUCUACAUAUUCCCAUGUGUCGCCUGCAUCGUCUACACCCGUGUACUACACCAAAACGGGCCGGCGGCAGAUGAGGAAAGCCGUCAACGUUGCCUGUGAAUCUUGCCGGAAGCGCAAAAUAAAGUGCAAUGGAAACCGCCCGAAGUGCGCAGGUUGCGAGAUGCGCGAUGUCGAGUGCAGUUACGACUCGGCCUAUCGUGAAGAGACAAACGCGGCCGUGCUGAAGCGCAAGUAUCGAGAGGAAAACAAAAAAUCAACUGCUUUUGAGGAGCUGUUCACUGCUUUUCAGACUUGCUCGGAGAAGGAUGCAAUGACCAUGUUCAGCCUGGUACGCCAAGGUGCUGACCCUGGAACCCUUUUGAGGCAGAUCAGAGAAUGCGAUCUUCUGCUGCAGCUCUCUGUCGUCCCGGAGACUCGGAGACGCUACCAGUUCCCAUAUCUUGCCGCCAUGCCAGCCCGCCUUCAAACCCCGGACAACCCAUAUCUCAAGUCGGUGUUGUAUGAAACUGCCUUUCUCAAAAUAGGACAAGAGGGCAGCCAAGGGAGCACAGAAUCGAAAUAUGCACACCCCGGCCACUAUCAGGAUAUAUAUCUGCAGCCGUAUCAUGCCGCUGAACUCUUGGAUCCCCUGAUUGACCUCGUCAAGCCCUCCGAGUGGACCAAGGUAUCCGCCGACGACCACUUGAUGCGGAUGCUCUUACGAGCUUACAUUCUCCACGAGUAUCCAACCUUUCCCAUAUUCCACAAGGAUAUCUUUUUCCAGGCCAUGAUUGACCAUGACUCGCGGUUUUGCUCGCCAGUGCUCGUCAACGUCUUGCUGGCGGAAGCAUGCCACUCCUUGAUUGACAUACCCAAUCGGAGCCAGUUCUGGGUACCCCAGAGUCUCAGAUAUCGCUUUCUAGCCGAAGCGAAGCGCUUGUGGGAGCUGCAAAGCGACAGGGUGGACUUGGUUUCCGUGCAAACCGCGACGCUUCUGAAUCUCAUCUAUAGCCACAACGGCAUGGACAAGAUCGGCCACACGUACUUGAUGCAGGCCCUCAAAGUUGCCCAGCAACUAGACUUGUUCGGAGAUCAUGCGAACGAGAAGAACGAGAGAAUGGUCCAUGCUCGUGUCUUUACGGCCUGGGCUCUCUUCAACUGGCAGUGCAUACAAUCGUACUACUAUUACCGGGCUCCUCUGAUUCCUGAUCCGCCAGCCACUCCGCUGCCCAAUCCAUAUGAGCAUCCGUUUUGGUAUGGAGAUUUCAAGCUGAGGUACCCGCUGAACUCGACGUUGGUUCCGGCACAAUAUGGGCAUUAUUUCAAAGCAAUCUCCGGGCUGCGUUCCAUCAUCCACGACAUGGCUGCAGUCAGCUACGGCCUGAAAGAAGGUGCCACAGCAUCUCCCGGUCAAAUCUGGUCCAUAUUCUCAAGGCUAGAGAAAUGGUAUGCCGAGCUGCCUAUUACUCUCGCACCUCACAAUAUCGUCUUCCCAUGGCAGCUUAAAGUGCACAUGGAGCUUUACUUGGCCACCAUCCUAUUCUCUACAAAGCAAGCCGGACUUUCGGGGGCUUCAACCCUCAUGAAAGAAACUGCUCAAAAGACUGCUGCCCAUGCAGCCGCUCGCCUCGAGACUGUCGGGCGCCUCUACUAUAUCCGGCACAGCUUUGAACACUGCGAUCCCUUCUUGACGAUUCAUCUGUCGUUCAUAGCUGGUGGAGCAAUGGACAGCCUCAAAUUGACUCCUGCUCACGACGUUGAGACUAUCAAAUCUCUAAGAUCGACAAUCAUUUUGAGCUUGAAAGGGCUAUAUGAUCAAGGCCAACACAUUCAUCUCACCUCAGUAAUCUACCGGCUGUUGCGGGAUCGACUUGAGCCCCCAGACCUGGCGAUGCUGCAGAACUACGUGGUUUGGGACCCUCUUGCUCCUGAGGAGCCGCUGUUGGUAGAAUACGCCCAGUCCCAUUAUCCACUAUCGGUGGGAAGCAAGCUUGAAGAUCCAACUUCUGCGCGGCUUGAAAACUUGGUAAAGCGAUACGAACAGCUGUCGAUAGACGAGAGCCAGUAG
Messenger RNA from Trichoderma virens Gv29-8, 2202 nucleotides. RefSeq lists its product as uncharacterized. Gene Ontology annotation, molecular function: DNA binding; DNA-binding transcription factor activity, RNA polymerase II-specific; zinc ion binding. Lineage: Eukaryota; Fungi; Ascomycota; Sordariomycetes; Hypocreales; Hypocreaceae. Gene Ontology annotation, biological process: regulation of DNA-templated transcription; DNA-templated transcription. The record is from RefSeq and is a predicted model, not a curated record. The coding region runs from base 1 to 2202 and encodes 733 amino acids. The transcript is spliced from 5 exons.